AUGAUCAUCGGGUCCGACGGAUUGGGUUUUAAAGAUCCCAUUUCUCUUCACAUCGCACGCGGCGACCUCGCCGAAAGGUUGGUAAUCCAGCGCCGUCACCGCGAUACCCACACCCCAUGUGGCUUGGAAACGAAAGCACUCGACCAUCUGGUCCACAUCCCAGAACUGCACGAGCCCGUCGUUUCGGCCGGAGACGACCAAAUUCACAAACGAAGAAGCGUUUUUGGCUUUGACAAUAAUAGGAAGCAAACAGGACAGGAGAUCCAUCGCGGGGGCGCUUGUGGGGAAGCUUAG
Molecule: messenger RNA, 294 nt
Organism: Phytomonas sp. Hart1
Lineage: Eukaryota; Euglenozoa; Kinetoplastea; Trypanosomatida; Trypanosomatidae
Source: the annotation of a GenBank genome assembly